ACAAAAUUAAAAAAAAAAAAUCAACAGCUACAUCAAAACAACAAUUUCUUCGUUUUACACUCAUAUAUAAACAAGCUCGAGUUACGUAACUCAACUACCGCACAUCGCAGCGCGGCUUCAUCGUCGGUCAUCGGAAACCUUAAGCGGUUUUCUAGUUUGGAGGCACAAUGAGAUUGGAGAAAUGCUGGUUUUGUUCUUCAACUGUAUACCCUGGACAUGGGAUCCAGUUUGUUCGCAAUGAUGCAAAGAUUUUUCGGUUUUGUAGAUCAAAAUGCCACAAGAAUUUUAAAAUGAAGAGGAAUCCUCGUAAAGUAAAAUGGACCAAGGCAUAUAGGCGCGUGCAUGGGAAGGAUAUGACACAGGAUUCAACCUUUGAGUUUGAGAGAAAGCGAAACAGGCCUGAGAGAUAUGACAGGAAUCUUGCUGCUGACGUACUCAAGGCCAUUCCUAAGAUUGAAAAAAUCAGAGUUAGCAGGGAGGAGAGACACCACAAGAACAGGAUGAAAGGCAACAAGGCGAAAGUGCAGAAGGAGGCAGAGAAGGAGUACGGACAGAGCAUCCAUAUGGUCAAAGCUCCUUCCGCAUUACUACAGGAGAAGAUCAAAGUCAAGGUUUCCCAACAACAAUCAGAAGAGAAUCCUCUCAUGGAAGAGUGAUUCUAUCAAUGUCUGCACUCAUGUUAUUUUGUUUUGUUUUCAGUUUAACAUUUAUGGCUUCCUGUAUAAGGCCCAGUUACCUGUGGCCUUGUGAUCAUUUAUUUGAGUUGAAUGUUGUAGCUUUUGCAUAAAUUUUUGGGUGAAUGUUUGGUUGUGAGAUAGGGAACAGUUCUAAAGAAGUUUUGAAAUAUGUUUUAAA
Vicia villosa (hairy vetch) is the source of this 855-nucleotide messenger RNA. Its product is annotated as probable ribosome biogenesis protein RLP24. Gene Ontology annotation, cellular component: nucleolus. The transcript is spliced from 5 exons. The record is from RefSeq and is a predicted model, not a curated record. Lineage: Eukaryota; Viridiplantae; Streptophyta; Magnoliopsida; Fabales; Fabaceae. The coding region runs from base 168 to 656 and encodes 162 amino acids. Gene Ontology annotation, biological process: ribosomal large subunit biogenesis.